UGUCGCCUCUCCCUGUCAUGGCGGAUAAUUUAAUCUCGCCACCCCCACAUGCUCUGUUUUUAUAUUGCUUCCUCCUCACUGUACCCAUCCCGCCAUGUCCUCUCCUCUGUCUCUCUCUCUUUGAGCCUCCUUUUUCAACCUAACCUUUGACGCUGUAGCUCGAGAGCAAGCAUAGUGCCUAGUGCCUACCAGAUUCUCUCCCUGAGCGGCUGAGCUCUGCCGAUCCGCGAUAGGCUCGCGCCAUGCAGAUGCUCUGCGACGUCUGCGCCGCCGCGCCGGCCGCCGUGAUCUGCUGCGCCGACGAGGCCGCGCUCUGCUCCGCCUGCGACCGCCGCGUCCACCGCGCCAACAAGCUCGCCCACAAGCACCGCCGCAUCCCCCUCGCCCAGCCCUCUGGCGACGAAUCCGACGCCGACGCCAAGCCGCUCUGCGACGUGUGUAAGGAGCGGAGGGGCCUCGUGUUCUGCGUGGAGGACCGCGCCAUCCUGUGCCCCGACUGCGACGACCCCAUCCACAGCGCCAACGACCUCACCGCCAAGCACACCCGCUUCCUCCUCGUCGGGGCCAAGCUCUCCGCCGCGCUCGUCGACGCCCAGGCGCCCCACUCCCCUGACGACGACGACAACGACUGCGGCCGCGGCAACGGCGCCGCCGCCGAGCCCGACGCUGUCCCCGCCGUCUGCGCGCAGGGCUCCUGCGCGGCCAAGGCCUCGUCUCUUGAGUCCGGUGGCGGCGGCGGCGGCGGCAGCGGCAGCGGCAGCAGCAUCUCCGAGUACCUCACCAACAUCUGCCCAGGCUGGCGCGUCGACGACCUCCUCUUUGACGACUCGGCGUUCUCAGCGGCAUCGAAGGCCGACAGCUGCGACGACGGGCACGAGCAGGUGCCGUCCCUGGACGCCGACCUCUUCGACGUGGUGGCUGGCGCCGGCUGGCCGGGGAAGCGCGGCAGCGCGUGGUCAGGAGUCGGAGCUCUGGGCUUCGACAAGGUGCCGGCCUCCGUUGUUGUCGUCCCGACGGCGGCCAAGCAACAGCAGGGGUGCGUGAGGGAGAGGACCUGGGACUCGGACAGCGACAGCGACGUGUUCGCGGUGCCGGAGCUCCCGCAACCACCGCAGGCCAAGAAGGCGCGGCCGGCGCCGGCUCCGGCGCCGACUUUCUGGUGCUUCUGAGCUGCACUGUCCCAGUCCGGUCCGGCCGGCCUGUGUGCACUGUGUACUAGGGAUGGCAAUCGGGCGGGUAGUACACGGAUAUAUAGUUCGCGAAUCCAUACCCACGAGACAAAACUCAACCCAUACACGUACCCAUAAACGUUCGUGGGUAUGGAUCUGUAUCCAUACCCGUACCCGUCGGGUAUCCGCUAUCCAGUGGAUACCCGUUACCCGCCCGCCCACUACAAUUUUAGCAUUAAACACCAAACAACAAUUUUAUUAUAUUUCAAAAUAAUUAUCAUUCUAAUAGCAUUAAAUGAUAAUUUCAGCACCAAACAACAUGUUAUGGAUAAAAGUUGAAAAAUAAGAAUUUAUGAUAAUAUAUAAAUCUGGAUGGCCCACAUGUUAGAUAUCCAUUGGGUAACGGGUAUGGAUACUGGAUAUCCAUACCCACGAAAAAAUAUCCGCGGAUACCUUAUUAUAUCCAUAACCGUACCCGCGGAUAUCAAAUUCCACCAUACCCAUAUCCAAUGGAUAAUUAUCCGCGGUUAUUUACCCAUACCCGUACCCAUUGCCAUCCCUACUGUGUACUUGCCGUGACUUCUGUAACCAGUGUGUGUGAGCGAGCUUGCUCGUGCUUUUUACCCAUGUACUGUUGUUACUGCAUACACACACACACUUACCACUACUAUUAGUAGCUAGCAGUGCUCAAACCCAAGUUAAUUAAGUUUGGCGCAGUUUAUAUUAUGACUUAAUCAUGAGGUGAUAUUGCUGUUACCGUAUUGUAAACUGCCCAAAGUUACGUUUCGAACUUGUACGGGCUACAACACAUGUUUUGGUGCUACAUAUUUGACACAAAA
Molecule: messenger RNA, 2008 nt
Organism: Zea mays
Lineage: Eukaryota; Viridiplantae; Streptophyta; Magnoliopsida; Poales; Poaceae
Product: B-box zinc finger protein 20
Exons: 3
Coding region: 243-1169 (308 amino acids)
Biological process (GO): regulation of DNA-templated transcription; photomorphogenesis
Cellular component (GO): nucleus
Molecular function (GO): zinc ion binding
Source: RefSeq, a predicted model, not a curated record